This is a messenger RNA of Spirodela intermedia, 1369 nucleotides long. NCBI's taxonomy places the organism in Eukaryota, Viridiplantae, Streptophyta, Magnoliopsida, Alismatales, Araceae. The record is from the annotation of a GenBank genome assembly.
AUGGCCGGACGAGGUCGAAUGCCCUCCCGGCACGCCUUUCACGAUGGCGGUCGGCGUGCGGCUUACCCCGACGUACACGACGGCAAUCCCUUCCCACGCGGCGGGCCCCCGCCGCCUCGACCGCCUCCACCGGCGGUAUACGAGGAGGAGAUCGAAUUCCAGAUGGGGGAGAUAAGGAGGCUCGUGGGGGAUAACCGCAGGCUUGUGGACAAUUGCGCCGGCCUGCAGCGGGAGUUGGCCAUGGCCAAGGAUGAGAUCCACCGCUUGAACAUCUUUAUCGGAGACAUUCGAGCUGAUAAGGAUGCACAAAUUAGGGAUCUGAUAGAGAAAGGCAUGAAAGUGGAGGCUGACCUCCGUGCGGCAGAGCCCCUUCGGAACGAAGUGGCACAGCUUCGUGCCGAUCUUCAGAAGCUAAAAUCUCUACGGCAGGAGCAGGUGCAGGGGCUGACGCAGGAGCUCUCAAGAUCUCAGGCCGAUGCUAAGCAGGCGCAUGCCCUCAAGGGCGAGAUCGAUGGUCUCAGGCAGGAGCUUAUGCGUGUCAGGUCAUACCGACUUCGUUUAUAUCGUGUCCUUCUCGUCGUUGACUUUUCAACUCCCUCUUCCGGAUUCACGUGUAAAUUUGACGGUCUUUUGUUUAUCUUUUUCAGGACCGCAUUAGAGUAUGAGAAGAAGGGGAAUGCAGAACUGGUCGACCAGAGGCAGGCAAUGGAGAAGAACUUGGUUUCCAUGGCUCGUGAGCUUGAGAAGCUGCGUGCAGAACUAGCAAGUGGUGAACCAAGAAACUGGGGCGCAGGUACCUUGCUAUAUUUCUAAAGCUUGUUUCUGAUCUCCAAUUUUUUUGUUUCGAUGACUGUGGUCAUUUUAAAGUCUAUGGGGUAAGCUUGAUUUUGAUUACAAUACACUGCUUUAAAGUGCACCCUCUUACCCGCAAGUCUGUUCUAAGUAGUCUUUAUAACGACAUCCAACAAGCUGAUAACAUUACUUAGUUUUUCCAUUUUGUCACUUAUUGGACGCAUAUGAUGCGUAGAUUGUUCUAGUAGUUAAUAUCAUGUGUCACCGAGACCUGACUAUGUUGAUUUAUUUUCGUAGGUGGAGCUUACGGAGUAAAACUCAACAGUCCUGAAGGGGGCUUUCCUCCAUUUGGUGAUGGAUAUGGUCUUCACUCGGUAUGGCUCAAAAUUUUAGAGCGGUAGUAAUCGCUCAUGAGUCCGAAUGACCGUGACUAGGUGUCUUGCCCUUGUUUGAGGAUUUAAUUCAUUUAGUUUAUCACUCAAUUACUUCUCAGGGUGCCGCAGAUAAAGGUCCUUUAUACGGCAUGGGCCAAGGUUCUUGGGGAGGAUACGAGAAGCCUCGCCUUCCUAGGCGCUGA